CUGUUAGCGAGCUCUAGCAGCAGAAGCGGCAGCAGUAGAUUUCCUCCUAGGCAGGCAGUGUGUUUCUGUUUGUACCAGCGUAUGGUCGUACGAGUGUUUUGCUUUCACAUAUUUUACUGCGAAAUAAAGUUGGCGUUCUAAAGUGCUGGAUAAUCCAAUCUACAUCUCUUCAAUCAAAUAAAUCAACCAACUUAAAAGGCUGGACUGCUGCGCCGCGCCAACGGCCCGACCCGCGCCACCACCAUGUCGCACUGCCCAACACCGCGCCAGGACGACGGGGAGGCGAAUGGACUUGACCGCGCCCCCUUCAGCUGCCGGUGAUGCCUGAGUGGCUGCGGCCUGCCGGCCCCCCGUCCCUCUGCCCCUGCGCCCACCCCGUCGGCCAUCCAGACCGCCGCUGCUGGCCGAACCCCAGACCCCAGCCAUGCCUCGUCUCAAUUUUCCACCGGACCCUUCGUCUGAGCCGGAGAAAGAGCCCUUGCAGUUUAACAUUAACUUAAGAGGAGCGCCCGAAGAAGUUGUGCAGUUGGCACACAGCAUCAAAGAUGUUGCAGAGCAGUUCCUCUAUCACUGGAAAACUUUUCCUAUUUUGUUACCCCCACCACUGGCGUGCGCCAGUGGCACAUGUAAGUCGUGUAAUGACAACAGUGGUGGGGGGGCUGGAGGCAACGGAGGAAAUGUUGGCAAUGGUAUUCCGAAUCAUAUGAUGAGUUCCAUCACCAAUUCCCUUGACAUCAGUCUUGAUGCUACAGAGGGAAGCAGUUGGACUCAGUCACUUGGGCGCCGUCAUAAGCAGUUAAACCUGAGGGACCUGUUUGUGGCUCCUUCCUUUGACGAGUUGGAUGCUGUAGCAGUUGACAACAAGGGAGAACCCCACCGUCUGAACCACAAACAACUUGAAUCCAUUAGAGAAAGAGGCUUGCAUAAGGACAAGUAUGGCAAGCCGAAGAAGCUAAGUUCCUCUCAACUGGAGACUGUUCGCAGAUGGGGGGAGUUUGAAGUUGAAAGUCUAAACUUUCCUGGACAAGUACACAAGUGGCAGUUGAGUCAAUUUCUUCAAAAGGGAAUCGAAAGAAGUCGUGAAAGUUUGCUUAAUGACCUUGCCCUAGCCUUAAGAUUUUUGCUUGUGACUGCUAGAGCAAGAUUUACAUCACAUUUCUUCAGUGUAUCAGAGUCUCUUCAGUCUUUCUUGAGUGGCUUAUUGCGACUUCUAGAUAUAGUUAUUGGGAUUCCGUCUCUUCAAGCACACAAUUUAGAUGCCAAGAUUCGAGAAGAGCGGUGUAGGUACCUUGUUGCUGAGUUGGUUUGUCGGCAUGAAUUUGAAGACACGUUAGAAGUACUGUGUAACUUUGUCCGACGCCAAAUAAAAAGGGCAACUAUGGAAAAAUUUGAGCUUGAGAAAGAAUCAUGCCAUCCUCCAGUACCUGUACCGUAUCAAUUUUUGACACCAAAGGGAAUUGAACUGGAUUUGCGCCUUUUCAGUAGGGACAUUAUGAAACGUGCACUUCCAAUUUUAGUUAGUAUUCUUGAGAGAGAAACAAGAGGAUGGUUCCUUCAUUUUCGGGAGAGACUGAUUGCAGAGUUGCGCACUCGUAAACUUCCAGAUGAUGAAAUUGAAAAGGAGGUUAAUCAAGCUGUAAUGCGGGAGUACUUACAAAGGGUGUAUACAAGUAUUCUUACUCAUCCAGAAAUUUUAGCUCUUGGAGAAGGCAUAGCACAACUACUAGUACAACAGGCCCAAAGUGUUGUCCUCAUGCAUAGAGCUGUGGAGAAUGUUCAGAAUAAACUUUCCAAAACCAAAGAAAAUUUAAAACAAAGAAUGGAACUUUCCCAUCCGGUACUUUCAAGAAUUGAACCUUGGAUGAGAGAAAAACUGAGGAGUGCUGAGGGGCGGUUUAUUGAAGAUUGUCAGUGGAGCGCUCAUGAGGAAGCACUCACACUUUGCACAGCGCAGCACUUACACCAAACUGUGUACUUUUUAAACAGAGAUCUUACAUUUAUGAGAGAGCGAGAGCCUGUUCUUACUAAAGAACUCCGUAAGGUGAAAACACCUACCAGAACUUUUCAGUGGCUGACCCGUAUUUGGCUUCCAACCCACUGGGUGGUUAGACGAAAUUUUCAGGGUCAAUCAGACAAAAUACCUACAGUUCUCAGUAAUCAAGCAACAUCAAUUACAACUCCACGGUCUGACCCAAGCCAGCCUGUGUUUUUGGUAGAAAAGGAAGAAGCAAGAACUACAACAACUCGUUGGCCCAUGUGGCGCUGGAUAAAUUACUGCCAUCGAACAUGGAGUUGGACUUGGAAUGCCAUGUUUUUCUUUGGGGUUGUGCUUCCAUGGUGUAGUCCUCUUAGUCUUCGUGCUCUAUUUUGUGCUGAACCUUUCAUGCCAGAUCUUGAGCUUUCCCAAGUAAAUGGAACACUUUUCCCUCGGAAGUCAUCAUUGACUCCAACUCUUUGUUCUCGUAUGCUGGUAUUAUGGAGGCAUAUUUCCAAAUCUCGAACCCAUUUUGAAACAAAACCAGACACAGGGUUCAUCGGGAAAGGCUUCACAAGACAUGUUAAUCGGUUUUGGAAUUACAUUGUUAAGGGCAUCAUGGGUACUUUGGCUAUUGGUAUUCUAUUCCCAGCUCUCUGCCUUGGUGUUAGCUUUAGUAGUAUUGCUAUUGCUAUCACAGCAGUAUUAUGGAUGCCGUGUGUAACUCUCAUCCUUCACAUAUUAAUGAUGUUAUUUUAUGACGUCGACUCACCAGAUGCCUCACGUAACAGAUGGUUUAUGAUACUGGAGGCAGUGGUCUGGAAUAUUUUAAUGCAGGGUUUAUUGCAGCCAGUUGCUGCUCUUCUGGUUGCUGUAUUUGUUUGCCCAUUAAUUUCUUUUUCUAUUCUGUCAGUUGGAGUGUGUCGCUAUGGCAUGCGUUUAGUAUGGGAUUCACUUGUCUUUCAUCUACUUAUUAAAAAAAGGGGGCGAAUCCCUGCUUGUGAUAGCCUUGUUGUGAAGAGGAUAGCUGGACCUGGCCUAGCUUCAAACUAUUACUACCAGAUUCGACCUGAACAAGCACUUGCAGCUUUUGAGGCAAAAAUGGAAUUAGAUGAGUUGUCUGCUUACCAACAUCAGAUCGAACAAACAAUACUGCAGCCUCAACGUGAUUAUAGUCAGUUUGUUGAGGCCUGUUUUGGUCCGUUCUCUGCCCAGUUGUCAGUGAAGUCUGAGCCUUACAGAGAACUUGAGAAAGAAGCUGCAGAUCUCAUAAACUGCUUGCAGGAAAAAUUAGAGAGACGAAGGAGAGUACUGCAGACUGGGCUCGCUUCAAGUGUCAGGUCAAAAGUGAAGCUUACCACUAUGGAACUUAAGAUGUCCAUUCAACAAGCUGCCCUUCUCCUGGAAAAAUUCUAUCCAUCACAUGUUCUUCGUAAUCUUCCUUUGCUUGAAGAAGACUUUUGGGAAAAUAAGGGACUUGUUCCACAUGACUGGGCUGGACUUGCAGGCCUCAUGUUCGCUGAUAUUUUUAGUCUAGACUUCCUCACUCCACUAGAUGAGGGGGAUACCAAAUUUAGACUGGAGCCUCAUCCCCAAGUGGACCUUUCUAGAUAUACAGAUAUGCUACAAUCAACUGAACUUCUUACCAGCAGACCUGAUUUAUUAGGGCCUGUAUAUUCACCACGAGCUAACCUUCAAAUUCAAUCUCCAUUUCUGGAUGUUUCUGUCUUCAACCCAAGGCGUGUAAUGGGUGCUAAGCAUGACAGAAGAACGGAGGGUAGUGGUGUUAUGGGGAGCCGUGUUAGAAUGCGGAAGAUGGCUGAGAGUCCAGCCCAAUCUUGUGCAAUAACUGCACCAAGUACAGUGACAAUCACUGAAGCUCACAGCGAGCAUAAAAACUCUUCUCUUGGGGUUUGGCGACCUUGGAAGCGGCAGUGUAUUCCAUAUAGUGCUGAAAAACUAUUAAUCCCCUUGCCAAUCCCUCACCCUGCUCAUAUUGCUAUUACAAUUCAUAAUCGUGAUACUGAAGAUCCAAUACCCCUUGACUCAGAUCUGUGCCAAGAGAUAUUGCGUGCAGUAGAGGAUGCUUAUGGCAUGAAGUGCUUGGCAGCAGACCUCGAAGGCCACAAUGUUGUGUCAAGAUAUCGAGGGGGUCCAGGUGACAGCAGCUUUGAUAGUGCUGCAUCUCGCAGCUCACUUUCAUCAGAUUGUUCACGACCAGCAGUGGGGGAUGGUCUUAGUGAUGAACGCAGCAGUACAAGCAUCAUAACUUUUAGAAGGGACACACUCAUUGCUCCCUCACAAGAAAAUGAACAGAGAUCUGAAAGGAGGGAAACUGAUCAUGAAAGCUCAACAUCAGGGGGGAACCGUGUUGGAGAAGGGUCAGACAAUUUUAACUGGAGGCCAACUGACUGGGCUGGCGUUAUGAGAAGAAAAAGGAAGGACUCUGGAUCAGUGAGAGUAGACCUUGCAUCUCCUGAGGAUGUAACUCUGGAUGCAGAUGGAACCUGUGUUGUAUUUAGUUCUUAUGGAACUACUGUCUGAUGACAGAAAUGGUUUAACUUAAUGAAACCAUCAGUUCUCCAUUCCUAAUUUUUGUAUCCAACAAGGGGAAUUGCAUAUGAGUGCAUACCUCCUCAUUUUAUGUAUUUAUUACAUAUAGAGUAGAAAGCAUAUCACCGUCCAUUCAACACCAAAACUUGCUCCAGCUCAGUUAUGCAUUACCUCACUGUAUCUACCUUUUACUUCCGUUUUUAUCUCAAGACUCACUAAGCCUGAGGUUUCAGGCACCUGCAGCCUGCAGUCAUUAACUUAUUUGAUGAGGAAUUUACCCUUAUCAAAGAUAAGACAAGAUACAAUUAUUAUUACUGAGUAAUGGUAUUAUAAAUUUUUAUGUUGGUAGCCGCUACAUAUAAAAAUUCCUUUUAGAACAACUUCAAGAGACCUCAGCAAUUUUUAUGUGGAAACAAUCAACAGGGUCUUAAAAAUUCUACCAUAACCGAAUGAGAAAUUCAAAGGUACCGAAAAAUGCUCAAAAAUUCUAUUCUGAAAAAUGUAUUUUAUUGAUCCAAAUAACAUCUACUUAUACAGUCAUAAGUUGAAAAGAUUAAUGUAGUGGGCACAUACUACAGAUGUCCUUUUUUGUGUCAGCUAAUAGCUAAGGUUACAAAAAUUAGUAGCUAUUAGGGGAUGUAAUUCCCUCAUCAGAGAAAUUGAGUUAGGUUUUGUAUUCUAUAUUUACUUGUACAAAAACACUACACAAGCUAUGGGACUUAAAAUUACUUGCUUUUUGCACUGCCACACAUAUGAAGAACUAAUGCAAAUUCCUAUCUUUUAGAAAUAUAGUUAUCAACUAUGGUUUGCACUCUGUAUAGUAAAAGUUCACUUUUAAAAACAAACUGAAAAGGAAUAAAUUGUACAGAUCAUCUUCUUAUUAGAUCUAUGUCGAAGUGUUAUGUCUGAAUGAUCUCUUUGCCAACAAUUCUUUUAUAAUUUUUUGUUGUUAUUGUAAGGAAGAAAUUUCUUCUAUUUGCUUUCCCCAUAAGGUCAAUCAAGUUCCUUGGUGUGUAAUGUUGCAGUGUAGUCAGAAGUCCUAUGCAAGUUGUAGAGUAUCUCAGUCUGCCUGCAUUGGAUCUCCUAGACAUACAUGUGGACUAUUUCUAUUUUGGCUUUUAUUGAAUAGACUGUUUUCAUUUUACCAGUUGAUUUAACUGUGAUCUCUUUUAAUUUGUAUUGUCGGCUGGAAAAAAAUUGAUCAUCCACACUCAUACAUAUUUUUUGUUUCUACAUUUACCUAGCUUUUUCAUGUUGGCAAUAUAUUUUCCUUCUCUAAAUCAAAACAGUUUAGUGGUGCCUUAGACAUGCUUUCCUUUCUUGGCUUGCUUAGAGCACAAAAGUAUAUUGCUCACUUUUAUGUACUAAUCAGCUCUUUUUACUCACAGCUUGACUGUAAACUUUUUAGAUGUGCAUGAUCUGAUAUCUUGUGAUGUACUUUUGUUAGCUAUGAGCAUUUACAAUUUUGUAAAUUUUUUCUGAUGAGGUUGCAACCACUGUUGAGACUGGUGUGCACUUGUAAAGUUUGCUGUAGCUUCUUCGAAAGAAAUCUUGUAUUAUGAGCUUGUAUAAAUCAUAAUUCUGGAAAAGACUUUGAUAUCAUACUUUUAUGGAAAGUAAUGUCAAACUCCAAACAUAUUCAUGGAAAGAGGCUUAAUUUUUAUGCAAGAACUUUAGGCUCAAGCACCCCUUUUGCUUAAAUAGUGGUUAUCACCUCAUGCAUUGUAACAAUGACUGCCAAUAACAUUUUAUACCAUUAUUGUAUCAUUAUAUUAAUGAUUGUGAUUAAUACUGUUUACUGUAUAUUAGAGCAUUUAUAUGACAAACUGAAAUAAGUUCACUGUCCAUACUUAAUGUGACUAAUUUAAUGAAAGACAAAAUGUUAUUUGUGAUAGAUAUGUAUAUAAUUAGAAUUUUAUAUUUGAAAGGUUUUGUGAGAACGGUUUCUGUGUUAUGGCGAUUUUGGGUAUUCUCUUUUGUACUGGACUUCCCUAUGUUUUUUUAAGUUUUUUUAAUGCAUAUUUUUGAAUUCUUGCUGUAUUUUUAAAGCAAGAAGGCUGAAAGUUUUUCUUUUAUACAUAUACAUUAUCAGAAACUGUAUAUACCAGUUUGGAGUUCACUUCACCUUCUCAUUGAUUGUCUAUGAAUGAAACAGCAGAGUCAUUCUUUAGUCCGUAACAUUCAGAACCUUUCUGCACCUUGAAAACUUCAUCCUUGUACAGCCAUGGUAGCCAUGAGGGUAAGUGGUGCUCCUUUUCUAGUCACAACCACUCUUUUAGUUUCAGAACAUGUCGUAAAUAAUUUUUCAUGAAUGCUCGUUAAUGAACAUCAAUUGAAUUGAUGAGUUGUUAUGAGUAUGUAUAAAUGAAAUGGGUUAUACCAUGAAAUAAAAUUCUAUUCAUACAUUAAAA
Frankliniella occidentalis (western flower thrips) is the source of this 6939-nucleotide messenger RNA. RefSeq lists its product as uncharacterized. The record is from RefSeq and is a predicted model, not a curated record. Lineage: Eukaryota; Metazoa; Arthropoda; Insecta; Thysanoptera; Thripidae. The coding region runs from base 425 to 4519 and encodes 1364 amino acids. The transcript is spliced from 26 exons.